This is a messenger RNA of Penicillium canariense, 1071 nucleotides long. Its product is annotated as N-ethylmaleimide reductase. Bases 1 to 1071 code for a protein of 356 amino acids. The record is from RefSeq and is a predicted model, not a curated record. NCBI's taxonomy places the organism in Eukaryota, Fungi, Ascomycota, Eurotiomycetes, Eurotiales, Aspergillaceae. The transcript is spliced from 4 exons.
AUGUCCCAAGAGGCCGCGGAGCCGAUCUUUAGCGUUUUCGACGAACUGGUGCUUCAGAACUUUCGCUCGAUUCUGCGAGAAAGACUAGAUGACCACGCUCUUCUGAGUGCCGUCAUGCUUACAUUUUCAUUUGCAUCAGCAGCCGGUAGCAUCAACAGGGAGUGCCUCGAGUAUCAGGGAGAGGCUUUGACGUCCAUUCGUCAAAGGAUGAGUUCUCCGGAUAGAGCUACUAUGGAAUCCACACUAGGGGCAAUUCUGCUCCUCGCCGGUAUAGAGGCUCGGCUUGGAAUGCCACGUCAGGUCCAACUUCACAUGGGCGCAAUACAGCAGCUUCUUGACGUAUGUGGCAGAAAAGGUGUAUAUUUGAGUGACGGUAUCAAGCGUGCCAUCUUCUGGUCAGACCUGAAUUCUUCGGUCAUGACCGGGUCGAGUCGGAUUGUUGAUCAUAAAACCUUUGCCGAGCUUCAGUGGAGAAGAGAUCCUCUCUCCCCAGAUUUCUUCAUCCUACCACCUGGCUUUCAAGCCCAGGCACAUUUUCUGGGUGAAGAUUUUGCUGAGGUCCUCAAAGACGUCUUUGCAUUGCAAUGUAUCCGAGACUCUGCCCUCUUCGGCAGGGAGGAUGUAAUCUCGAUGGCACACAUUGAUAACCACCAAGCAUCUAUCCAGUCGAAGCUGGUGAGCUUACCAAAUCAUUCGAGUAUCUCUGAAUGUUGCCAGCUAGCGGCAUAUUUAUGCUCAACUAUGCUGCGCUGCAAACUUUGGCGUACUUCAACUAUUCCCUCCCAUAUCUCCUUGCAGUUACUCUGCAAACUACAACAAGCAGCUGACGAUAUCAUAUGGGACGAUGUGCCUGAUUUACUAGUUUGGCUUUUGCACAUCGGCGGGGCUUUUGCUCCUACAGGAUCUAUACGAUCAGGUUACGUGAGCCUAUUACAUUCGAACCGCUGCAACCGGCUCAGAAAGCUGUACACAUCAUGGCCAGAAUUGCGUGAGAUCCUCGAGCAAUUCAUUUGGUCAGAAAAGGCAUUCAUGUCCCAGGUGACGGCAUUCUGGGAAGAAAGUUCCGUCUAG